ACCGUGAAGAGGCUUAAAACUUCGUCAACAAGCCGCCAGUGAGACGGCUUAGCCCGGAGUUCUUCCUCCUCAUUUCGGACCGCCUGUUAUCGCUUCAUCGUUUCACAACUUGAGUGGAAGCGGAGCGAAGAGAUGCCGCUACUCCACAGAAAGCCCUUUACCCGACAGAAACCUCCGGCUGAUCUUCGACCGGACGAAGAAGUGUUUCUCUGUAAAAUUACUCAUGAAAUCUUCAGGACCUAUGAUGAGUUCUUUGAGAGGACCAUCCUUUGCAACAGUUUGGUGUGGAGCUGUGCUCUGACGGGCCGAGCCGGCCUCACCUACCUGGAGGCUGUGGAGAGCGAGCGGCGGGCGAAGCAGAGCCUGGAGAGCUUCCCUCAGGCCCUGGUGGUGCCAAUGCUCCACCUGGCUGCUCUGAGCCGCCACUGCAGGCUGUCGGAGCUCUGCGAGGACGUCUACGGCUUCGUCAAGGAUCGGUUCUUCCCAGGAGAGAUAGUGGAUGUGAGCGGACGCAACGGAACUAGGCGUGUGUGCGAGAUCGUGCAGGUGUUGUCACUUUACGCUUGUGCUAACGGAGCGCCACUCACUAACCGGCAAAGCAAGGCAGCAGACAGCGACACCAUUGUGAUUAGUGACAGCGACGAGGAGAGUGACGCCUUCCAGAGCUCCACAGCACAUCUCAACGGUGGAAAGAAGCCCUUGAGUCCAUCAGCGUUUAAUUACAGAGUGAGGAUUGUCAAGGAUGAAAACAGCGAACCUUUCACGGUCAAAGCCAGUCAAAUCAGAUUCCUCCAUGCAGACCUGUGGGAGGCUUUGGAGGACGACUCUGAUCCCACUCAGUCGGCUCUGACUGCUGUCGCCUCAUUGGCUGCAGCCUGGCCCCAGCUGCAUCAGGGCUCAGGGCUCAAACAGCUGGACCUGGACAGCUGCACGCUAUCUGAAAUCCUGCGCCUCUACAUCCUAGCCUCCGGCGCCGAUUGUAACCAUAGCAACGCAAAGUUCCGCUACCAGAAACRAGGUGGUUUCACGGUCAUGGACGACCCAUGCGUGGAGCUGCGAUUGUCUGACCCAGCGCUGCUGAAGAGGUUGUCGUGCACUCCAGUAUAUGACCUCACACCAGCGGAAAAACUGAAGAUCCUUCAGGCUCUGGUGGGGAAGCUGUUGACUUUGGCUUCCAGCAGAGAUCUGGUAGAGGACUGUGUGGAUGAACAAAAGGCAGCCAGGCAAGAGCUGAGAGAGAUCAGAGCAGAGCAACACCGCCGAAAGAGGGAGGAGAUCGCUCUAAGGGCUCGUGUUCGAAAAGAGGAAAAACUGAGGGAGCAGGAGCUGAGACUGAGGGAGAAAAAGGAUCGAUUGAAGGAAAGACUGCAAGCUAAUGGUGAGACGGCUUCUGAGGGAGAACAGCACGAUAAGAACGCUAAAGAAAAUGCUCCGUCCAGCACACUGAAAACAGGUAAAGGGAGCCAAGAUGAAGACGGGCAACAGCAACAAACGCAUUCUGAUUCCAAACCCUGCGGCCUGACCUCCAACCUGAGCCCAGAGGAGCUGGAGAAGGAGCAGGAAAAGGUUCAAGAGUUGCUGCAGCGAAUCCAGAAGGCGGCCGCCUGCACCUGCCUGCUUCCUCUGGGUAAAGACCGGUUGUUCCGCAGGUACUGGCUCAUCCCAUCAGCCUGCGCCCUGUUUGUGGAAGAGGACUUCUGUGGCCUGACGGAGGACAUGCUGCUGCCACGCCCCAAACCUUCUGAAGACGCUGCAGCUACUAUGGAGGAAACAAAAGCUGAGACUGAACAACCUGGAGAAAAUGCUGGUUCCAGCCUCAGUGCACAUGGAGUACCAGUGAACCGUCCCAACCAGUGGUACUUCUACAGCUCCAUAGAGGACGUAGAUCAGCUGAUCGAGGCUCUAAACCCUCGAGGUCACAGAGAGAGCGGCCUGCGGGAGGCGCUGCUGCAGGACAGAGACAAGCUCCAGCUGCUGCUGCAGAGCUGUGACCAGAGCAAAUACAGGCUCCCCAACAGUGAAGCGGAGCGCUCACCCUGCUCUGCAUCUGCUGAGACCCGGAUGGAGGUCAGGUUAAGAGACCUGCUGCUGGACCUGGAGGACCGCAUCCACCAGGGGUCCCUGGGAACCCUGAAAGUGAUGGACAGACAUGUUUGGCGCUCUGCGCUGGAAGAGGGAAACUACGAGCUUCUGGCAUCUGAGGGCAAAGAAAACGGCGUGAUAAAUGGACAGGUGGAGCCCAUGGAGAUGGACUCUGGUCACAUAAAAACCAGAGACAGAGGCAGUGACAGGCUGCAGGAGCUGAAGUCCGAAGCCACUGGGAGGACCAGCGGCAGUGAGACUCCUCAGGUGAUCAGCAGCUCGGUUCGAAUUCUGGCUCAGGCCCUCUGUCAUGUUGAACAAGGGAUCGAGAGACGCUUCCUCAAACCUCCACUGGGUGACGAAGACUCAAAAAAGGACCAGAAAGUUAAGAAGAACAAGAAGAAAGACGACGACCAAGCAUCUGAUGAUGGCAGCAGUGACGGCGGUCGGGUGGGUAGGACGGUGCUGGACCGAUGGAGGGAGUCGCUACAGGCCUGUUCAAGCUCGUCUCAGGUGUUUGUUCACUUGUCCAGUCUGGAGCGGAGCGUCCUCUGGUCCCGCUCGGUCCUCAAUGCCCGCUGUCGCGUCUGCAGACGCAAAGGAGACGCAGACAGCAUGCUGCUGUGUGACGGCUGUGACCGAGGACACCACACCCACUGUCUGAGGCCCCGCCUCAAGCAUGUUCCAGAGGGCAGCUGGUUCUGUCCAGACUGCCGACCCAGACAGAGAUCCAGCCGCCUUCCGUCCAGACAGCGCUCCUCCAUAGACGAGGAGGAGGAGGAGGAAGAGGAUGAAGAGAAUGGGGAAGAAGAUGACUCUGAAGAGGAAGAAGAGUCGGAAGAGGAGGAAGAUGAUGAUGAGGAGGAAGAUGAAGAGGAGGAGGAAGAGGUAGCUGUGAGUGCCAAAAAGAGCCAGGCUGCACCUCCCAAAGGCAAAACACAACAAACCACGCCCAAAACACAACAAACCACGCCCAAAAACCAACAAACCACGCCCAAAAACCAACAAACCACGCCCAAAGGUCAACAAGCUCCGCCAAAGAGCAGCACUACUUCAUCAGGGAAAAACUCUUCAGCCUCCAAAACCUCAGGGAAGAGAGCUUCUGCAUCCUCGUCCAAAGCAAACACGACACCGAGCGAAAGAGCGYCAUCUCGCUCAGGACAGCGUGCCAGCACCCGCCUGAGUAAUGAGAUUCUCGCCCCAAAGAGCAACGUGAAAACCUCACCUGGUCAGAGGGAGGUCAGCAAGAAGCCCUCAGCAGAAGCUACACCUCCCAAACCAUCAAAAACCGUCCUCCCAGUUCUCUCAGCAAUGUCUUCGUCCUCCAGCCGACGCUCCUCUGGGAGGAAUCAGGGUGUCCACGAGCUGUCRGCCUGUGAGCAGCUGACUGUGGAGCUGGUCAGGCAUGAAGACAGCUGGCCUUUCAUGAAGCUGGUGUCCAAGACUCAGGUUCCUGACUACUAUGAUAUUAUUACGAAGCCCAUCGCUCUGAGCACCAUCAGAGAGAAGGUCAACAACUGUGAAUAUCAGACAGCAGGCGACUACAUCUCCGACGUGGAGUUGAUGUUCUCCAACUGUCUUCAGUACAAUCCUCGCCACACUAACGAGGCGAAGGCCGGCGUGCGCCUGCAGCAGUUUUUCCACUCGGAGCUCAACCGUCUGGGCCUCAGAGAGCGAUGCUCCGCUCCACCUGCCAAACGCGCCCGACAGUGACCUCGCCACCGUACGUCCUGCUGCUGGCUCCGGGGCCCACACUUACAAACUGACUCUCACAAAGUAUUGAUGUUGUUUCCAGAUUAUUCCUUGGUGACCUUUGACCCAAAUGGGCUGGCGGACGCAGCCAAGAGGCUGUAAGAGUUGAAAUAAAUGAAAGAAGGCUUUCAAAACGGUGCAAAUUUGAUGAGCAGAUGUUCCACAAAGGUGGAGUUAUCUCAGAGUUUACCCCUGGUUACGUUGGCUCACCUGGUGUGUUACCCUCUGUUAUGUCUGCUGUGAGAUGACAACGUAGUAGAAAAGCUGUGGGCUCCUUCCUGAGGCAGUUGGGUCUGCGGGGAAUUUCUUUGACCGUUUCAGCAGGCGGGCUGAACACACAGACUUGGUGCUGUAGGACAGUAGAGCCAGUAGAGUCCCUGCUAGUUCCCCACCUUUUGAAAAGCAAAAACCACUGAGGAACAUUUGCACUGAUCGGUAAGACUCGGACGAGGUUUCUUAUGUUUUGCUCAGGGACAAAAUCUUAGUUGUAAAUGAAAACUUGUUUGUAUCAAGCAGCAGAUUUUCACUCUUGUUAUGCCACUGGUGCUCAGCGUUCAAAUAUAUGGAAGUCUGGUGCUGCCGAAAUCAGAAUGAUCAAAUGUAUAUAGAUGUGAACUGGCCUAAUUGGGUAUGAGAGAUAGCAUUGUUUGCAUUGAAACAAUUCUUUCAUACUUCAUUAGUCACUGUUAAACUAAAAAGAGUGGACAUUCUUACAACCACAAAAAGAGGAAUUGUGGAAAUAUUUAGUACUUAAAAACAAAAAAAUCUGACAGUAUUUUUUUCCUGUCAUUUGUGUUCUUCUCUCCCAGCAUACAGAACCAUGAUGACAUAUUAUCAUGGCUUCCUCGAUGCUUUUGGGUCAGCUUUGAAAACCACUGUAUAUAUAAAUAUACAGAGCCAGUUUGCAGUGUAAUUAAAAAAAAAAGGUUUUUUUUUUCAUACUUUAAUCAAAGUUUUUUAUUUUGGCAGCAAUGUAGCAUUUUCAGGUGUACAUAAAGUUAAAAUGAAAGCCAUACAUUAUGGAAAGAUGUCUGUUAAAAUGCCUUAAAGAUCAGAUCCUAAAUCUUUUGCUUUUACAAAUAAAUAGAAAAUUACUAAUUAAUAAAGAAAUGUCAUUGUGUUUGUGAAACAUUUUGAUUUGGCUGUUUGACUAACAGGUUUUUUUGUUGUUGUUGUUUUAUGGGGCAUUAACAUGCAUAUCCUUCUAAACAUUCAGACUUUAAAGUUUUUUUUCCCCAUCUGACAUUUAAAAAGUGAAUUAUACCAGACAUUUAAAAAUAGUUAUGUUAACCAUAAACAACUAUUGAUUUUUAAAGUGAGGAGACCACAAUUCACUUUUUAUGGUUAGGAGAGGAGUGUCUGAAUGUCAGGAAAACGUCUGUCCUGGAAAGGUUGGACAUGGAUUUUGUUCCUGGCAGCUGACCCCGCCUCUCAGGGAUUGGUGUUCUGUUAUUGGCUCAGAGUUUCACAUGGACCUGGGAUGUUUAGCAGUCUGAAGUCUUUUUUUCUAAGUUAAAUUCCUUGUUUUAACACUGUAUACAACUCUGCAGUCACAAUCUGUUUGCAGUAAUGGCUGCUGCCUUUAAACAAAAUUAAAGACUUAAGGUUGAGAGAUGAGAGGAACACCAAGCUGACAUUACAUUCAGAAAAUAAAAUCCGGAAGAAAAGCGGUUCUGUUGAUGACUUCAGUUUCUGCAGAUAUAAUGGUCUCAAAAACAUGUCUGUUGAUUUCCAUUUUCACACAUUUUAAAUUUGUGUUAAUUCACAUUCCUUUUUAAAAUCUUAGAGUAAAGUUGGAUGUCUCUUGCUGAGAGAGAAGGCAAGAUGGUUCUAAAAUUGUGAAUUGUUCCUUUAAGACCUCUAGUUGCUGCAGUGGGCUUGUAGUUAGUCGUUUUUUUUUUUUUACUACUGCACCAUUUCCUGUCUGAUGUUUUUGUACACUGUUCUGCUACAUUCCCACUCCCUGAUGCUGAUGGUGGUGUGUCAGCUGUGGACACUACACUGGAGCUAAUGCAGCCAUCUCUCUCUGCUCUAUAUUUAUUUAGUUGAAGCAUUCAUGUCACUGUCUUUAUUUAUGACUGCUAGUUGCCCUCUUAGCUUCUGAUGUUGUUCUAAUGUAAAAAAUAAAGUGAGUUUUUACUGAAACUGCUAUUCCUGAA
Molecule: messenger RNA, 5993 nt
Organism: Poecilia reticulata (guppy)
Lineage: Eukaryota; Metazoa; Chordata; Actinopteri; Cyprinodontiformes; Poeciliidae
Source: RefSeq, a predicted model, not a curated record